Molecule: messenger RNA, 1902 nt
Organism: Spinacia oleracea (spinach)
Lineage: Eukaryota; Viridiplantae; Streptophyta; Magnoliopsida; Caryophyllales; Amaranthaceae
Product: E3 ubiquitin-protein ligase UPL2
Exons: 5
Coding region: 470-1144 (224 amino acids)
Biological process (GO): ubiquitin-dependent protein catabolic process; protein polyubiquitination
Cellular component (GO): cytoplasm
Molecular function (GO): ubiquitin protein ligase activity
Source: RefSeq, a predicted model, not a curated record
AGUAACCCAUUUUGUUGAAGUUGAAUUCUGCCCUGGAACCUUUGUGGCAGGAACUUAGCGACUGUAUUAGCACAACCGAGUCAGCGUUGGGACAAAGCACUUUAUCACCAAUCAUGGCUUCUAUGAGUGUUGGAGAUGGUGUUGGGGAUGGUGUUGCUGGAUUAUCUCUCUCAUCCCCCCUCUUCCUCCUGGGACACAGAGACUCUUGCCAUUCAUUGAGUCUUUCUUUGUUCUGUGUGAAAAGCUGCAGUCAAGCAAUACAUUUGUUCACCAGGAUCAAACAAAUGCAACUGCUCAAGAAGUUAAAGAAUCUGCUGAUGCUUCUUCCUCAGCACCGACAAAGUGUGGUGGUGAUUCUCAGAGAAGAUUUGACAGUGCUGUCAUAUUUUCAAGGUUUGCUGACAAACACCGUCGACUUUUGAAUGCAUUUAUCAGGCAGAGUCCAGGGUUGCUGGAAAAGUCGCUCUCUAUGAUGCUGAAAGCACCUCGUCUCAUCGAUUUUGAUAACAAGAGGGCAUACUUUCGUUCUAGAAUCAGGCAACAGCAUGAGCAACACCAUGCUGGGCCACUCAGAAUAAGUGUUCGCCGGGCAUAUGUUCUUGAAGACUCAUAUAAUCAGCUGCGAAUGAGAUCAAAUCAGGAUCUGAAGGGGCGAUUGAAUGUUCAGUUUCAAGGUGAAGAGGGAAUUGAUGCUGGUGGCCUAACAAGAGAGUGGUACCAGUUAUUGUCAAGGGUUAUCUUUGAUACGGGUACACCACUGUUCACCACAGUUGGAAAUGAUGCAACCUUCCAGCCAAACCCUAAUUCUGUUUACCAGACUGAACAUCUAUCAUACUUCAAAUUUGUUGGCCGUGUGGUUGCCAAGGCCUUAUUCGAUGGGCAACUUUUGGAUGUGUACUUCACCCGUUCCUUCUACAAGCAUAUUUUGGGCGUGAAGGUGACCUAUCACGACAUUGAGGCUGUUGAUCCAGAUUACUAUAAGAAUUUGAAGUGGUUGCUGGAGAAUGAUGUCAGUGAUAUUCUUGACCUUACUUUUAGCAUGGACGCAGAUGAGGAGAAACUUAUUUUGUAUGAGAAAACACAGGUUUUUCCAAGUUCUAAUGGCGGAUCCUAUGGAAUCGGCGAGUCCCCGGUUCCAAAGUAGCUUCCAUUAAAAUUAGGCGGAAGAGGGAGAAGCAGAAGGUCCAAGUGUUAACUCCCAGGGAGAGAGAAUCGGGGUUGAAAGCCUUAAUUGAGGAGCUUGAGAGUUUGUCUAGGUACUUUGAUGAGAUUUUGAGCAGCGAUCAAUGCGGGUCAAGUUGCAUCUUCGGAGUGUUUCAUCGAGUAAUAGUGCGAAUGCGGUAAUUAUCAGGUGAUGCGUGAGAGAGAAGAACGGAAGCUUUGGGAACUUUACCUCUGUACCAACGAUCUCACUGCCUGUUGCAGUUGUGGCUGACUUAUGAACUGUGUUUUAUAUGUUAUUUAUGAAGGGCAAUUAGUGUAGGUAAAGAUAUUGGUGGUAAAAGUUGUGCAUUGGCAAGCGUGUCCAGUCAAAACGGUGCGAGUAUUAAGGGACGGAGGGAGUAGUAAGUAACUUUUGUGUCUCUCCUUGUGCACAUUUUAUCUUUCUUUACUCUAAACUUGCUCAUUCAUAAGCAUUAUUUUGGACAAGUGAUUUGCGUUUGAGGGACUGCCAACUCCAAAAGGGAAGCAUGUUCGUUUUGUGGAUGAAGAAUGACUGGGAAAUAGGGUGGUGCUUUUGAUCGAUGCGCUGUUGUGUUAUAUGAAUCUGAUAAAGUAGCUAACUUUGAAUCUGAUAAAGUAGCUAACUUCCUCAAGUUCUUUGAUUUUUCUUUUGGGUAUGAAACCUUUUUCAUAUAUAUACUUCCUCCGUCUUUUAAUACUCGCAACGUUUGAACUUUU